AUGCAUAAUGGAGAAAGCUCGUCGAAUAUUAAUAAUAAUGUAUCUAUGGAAUGGAAUCAAACUAAUUAUAGUCUACCUACAGAAUGGUCUAUGAAUUUGACUCAAGAUCAAGCUACUAUAAGUUUGCCAAACGUUUAUAAUAACCCACUUAUAGAAUGGUCCGUAGGCUUUAGUCAAAAUCAAACCAAUAAUAAUCUACCUAUAGAAUGGUUUACGAACUUUACAAAUAACAAUCAUUCUCUGGAAUGGAAUGCAGGUCUUCCUCAAUCUCAAACUAAUACAAAUUUGUUAAAUGUUCAUAAUAAUUCGAUUAUAGAAUU
This is a messenger RNA of Dentiscutata erythropus, 320 nucleotides long. Lineage: Eukaryota; Fungi; Glomeromycota; Glomeromycetes; Diversisporales; Gigasporaceae. The record is from the annotation of a GenBank genome assembly.